UGGUGAUGGUGAAAGUUAUCGUACGUAUGACAUACAGCGGUCCCGUUUGUUUACAUCCUGCCAGGUCGAGACUUUCUGUCACAUCUCUAUAUUGUCCAAGAUGACACCAGUGGGAGACACCAGCACCUGCUACAUCUGCAAUGAUAAGCGCCGGACAGCAGACACUGAUGCGGCUGUCACCCCAACAAGAUCCCCAGCUGACUCAGAAACCCUGAAGGAGACCCUCAUCCGUGCUCUUUCCCAUGGACAUGUGGAGGACUUAGUGAGUGACCCAGAGAAAGAAUCACGGAUAAGCAGUGGUGUGUGUGUGGUGUCUCUGAACUCAGGUUGUGAUGGAGGGCUGGAGGCAGUGAGUGACAGGGUGGUGGAUGACCAUGUUGUGAUCUGCAGGAGGUGCACAGGUCUGCUGAAAGAUUUUGAACACCAUGAGCGCACAGCAGGAAAGGUAGCAGAGGAGAUCAGGAGGUUCUUGAUGCGUCAGAUGGAGGCACCUGAGGAGGAAGUCUCAGGUGUGGUCUCAGCAUCUACCCACAGAUCUCAGAGCUCCAUGAAGAAGACAGUUGGAAGGACUCACAGUGAAAGGCAGGGCAUCAUGGCAGCCCUCAGAGCACUCAGGAAGUCAGGCAUGACAGAUGCUAAGAGACGAGGAAGAAAAAGGAAAAAAGACUUAGCUUCUGAGGGAAUGAAAACAGAGGAGGAGGAGAAGAAGGAGGAGGAGGAGGAGGAGGAGGAGGAAGAGGAGGAGGAGGGUGAUGAUGUCAAGAGCACAGAGAUAAAGGAAGAAACUGUUGGAGAGGAAAGACAGCAGGAAGCUACAGCAGCUAGACAGAGUCAAAGGAUCCAGAGGAGAAGAGAGGAUGGUUUGGUCAUGCGCUGGGGAGAUGCCUUGUAUGAAAAUGAGGAUGAUGACAAGUCAGGGGAGGAUGAUUUUUCUGAUUACUCUUCAGAUGUUUUGCUUAAGGAUCGGCCAUAUGUGAGGAGAGGGAGGGGCAGAAAAGUUACCCGCAUUGUGAGGUCUACAUCACCAGGCAGGGCUGAGUAUGAGAUGGGGAUCAGACUACAGUGUCCAUUUUGCUUCCGCUAUUACAUCCCAAUGAGCUCCCGUAUGCAUGGCUGCACGUCUUACAAAAAUCAGCUGCGAUGUCACACAUGUAAUGUAUUUUUCACCACCUACAUUAGGUUGGAGAGGCAUUUGGAAGUGAUACACUUGAAGCAGAAGAAGUUUACCUGCCCCACAGAAGGCUGCGACUUCACUUGCAUUGCAGAAGCAACCCUCAUAAUACAUAAACAUUUCCAUGUUAUUGAGUCCUUUUCUGGAGGGAAGAGCAAGGGGGCAGAGUCAACACAACAAAAGGAGACUCUGCAAAAUACAGUGAGGAAUGAAGAGGUUAUAGUUUUAGAUGAUGAACAUGAUGCUCCAAAGAUUGCUGACAGGGUCUCAUUCCUGCUGGAUGAGAAGAGCUUCCUCUCUGAUGGCCACCCUCUCCACAUCACCACAGAUAAAGUUCCCAAGGAUGCAGAGGACGAUUGUAAGAUCCUGCGCUUUCAAGGGCAUGAGAAAAAUGAGGAAAACCCAUCAUGUCCAAGUGACAGAUUGGAAACUGGUACAUUAAAUCCUGAUAAAGGUGAAUGUGAGACUCUUGCGAAAAGUAAUUUCAUUUUGGAGUGUCCGAUAUGUGACAUCACCUUGGCAUCCACCAAGAGUUACCAGGAGCAUGUACAAGAAGUGCACCAUCUACGAGUAUUAACCAAAAUUAUUGAUGAGGACGGAACAAUCAAAGAGUCUUGGAAGGCACCAGGCUCGGAGCCUUUGACAAGAACAGUGAAGAAGUAUUAUAGGGUAAAAAAAAACUUCAUUGCAGCUCCAAAGGGUUUGGAUUAA
Messenger RNA from Scylla paramamosain (green mud crab), 1882 nucleotides. RefSeq lists its product as uncharacterized. Lineage: Eukaryota; Metazoa; Arthropoda; Malacostraca; Decapoda; Portunidae. The record is from RefSeq and is a predicted model, not a curated record. The coding region runs from base 101 to 1882 and encodes 593 amino acids. The transcript has 2 exons.